AUGUCCCCACGAUGUCACCCACUGUCAGGGUGGCAGCGCUGGCCGCUCCCUGAUGGCCGUGUCCCCGCUGUCCCCAGGCCCCCCCAGGACAUCAGCCUGGAGGAGUUCGAUGACGAGGACCUGUCGGAGAUCACGGACGAUUGCGGCAUCGGCCUCAACUACGACUCGGACCACUACGAGAAGGGAAUCGCUGUCCCCUCCCCACCACGGGAUCUGUGUCCCCUGUCCAGGGUCACUGUCACCUUCACCCCGCGCCCCGCGGAGCCGCUCAGCUCCGACGGGGAGGGUCCCCAGUCCGGCCGGGCCGCCAGCGUGCGCGGCCACCCCUCGGGCUCCUCGGACACCACGUCGCCCUCCUCGGACCCCGGCAUCGAGGCCGAYCUCACGAGCCGCACGGCCAAGCCCUUCCUGCCCGGCGGGCGGCGCGGGGACGAGCUCAGCUCGCCCGGCUCCGACUCGGACGUGGACGGGGAGCUGGAGGCGGCGUUCGCCGGCGGGCGACUGGUCAGCAACAUGAUCUCGUCCAUCUCCGAGACCGAGCUGGACCUGAGCAGCGACAGCAGCAGCGGCCGCUCGUCCCACCUGACCAACUCCAUCGAGGAGGCCAGCUCGCCGGGCUCCGAGGGCGAGCUGGAGCCCGAGCUGGAGGCGCCCGGCCUGCUGGGCAUCAAGGACUCGCUGCUGCUGGACAAGGGCAAGGAGGAGCAGGAGGAGGAGCCGGCCGAGCGGGGCCCGGCUCAGGAGCGCGGCGUGCUCAGGAGGGAGAGCCUGGCCGAGCUGAAGAUGGACGCCUACUACGACAGCCUGGACCCGGCCGACGGCCCCGCGCCCGAGGGCCAGACCGACGUGUCCAGCGCCAGCCCCCUGGACCUGAAGAUCGACCCCGACCACAGCCUGGAGAGCAUCCGCCGCUCCUUCUACCUGCCCGUGGGGCCCAAGCUGAUGCCCGAGGCGGACGAGGAGGACAACAGCGAGUACGACUCGGACUCGGAGUCCGAGCCCGACCUGAGCGAGGACUCGGACUCGCCGUGGCUGCUCAGCAACCUGGUGAACAAGAUGAUCUCGGAGGGCUCGUACCCCAUCAAGUGCCCGGACGAGUGCUUCCAGAACACGCACUCGCUGUGCGACACCAUCUCGCCCGCCUCCGACCUGGAGCCCGAGAUCCUCAGCGAGGCGCUGGACGAGGAGCCGGGCCCGCGGGACUCGCCGGCGGCUCUGGGGGACGCGGCGGAGCGGCRCGGCCACCAGCGCGGUGCCAUCGAGCUGGUGGACAUGGAGACGCUGCGCUGCUCCCUGGCCGAGGCCGAGCGCACCGCCGCCGAGCCGCCACCGGAGCCGCCGGCCGAGGAACCGGGGCCUUUCCUGUUCCUCAGCAACCCCACCAACGACACCAUCGCUCCCGUGUGCCCCGGCCGCCCCGUCGCUCUCGGCUGUCGCCUGGACGCCUCCGAAGUCCUGGCCACCCUGGGUUGCCGCCCGCCACCACCACCACGAGCAUCCCCGGGCACCGAGCAGCCCUCCGGCGUGACCGGUGACCGCCACCCCGCCAGCCCCCGGCGCCGGGCACCGGACAGCGAGCCGGACUCGGCAGCACCGGAGGCCGAUUCCAUGAUCGACGACGUGCGGUUAGCGCCCGACACCGACCCCGCCGCGCUGGACGUGUCCACGGCCAAAACCAACCGCGGCUUCGCCAUGGCCCUGGAGGAGGCCGGGGAGGGGACGCUGCCACCGGAGCCGCCGGCGCUGGACGAGUCGCUGGCCUACGAUUCGGUCAAAUACACGCUGGUGGUGGACGAGCACACGCAGCUGGAGCUGGUSAGCCUGCGGCGCUGCACGUCCGUGCUCAGCGACGACAGCGACAUCCUGCGCGCCUGCGACGACGAGGUGGCCUUCGGCGACGGGCUGGUGGCCCCCGACGCGCGCAGCUCCUCCGAGGACUCGUCCCCCGAGGCCGACCUGCAGUUCUCCAAGAAGUUCCUCAACGUCUUCGUCAACAGCACCUCGCGCUCCUCCAGUGAGUGGCCGCGUCGUAUCGGGACGUGUCGCGAUAUAUCGUGACAUA
This is a messenger RNA of Malurus melanocephalus (red-backed fairy wren), 2062 nucleotides long. Its product is annotated as C-Jun-amino-terminal kinase-interacting protein 2-like. NCBI's taxonomy places the organism in Eukaryota, Metazoa, Chordata, Aves, Passeriformes, Maluridae. Gene Ontology annotation, biological process: regulation of JNK cascade. The transcript is spliced from 3 exons. Gene Ontology annotation, cellular component: cytoplasm. The record is from RefSeq and is a predicted model, not a curated record. Bases 1 to 2058 code for a protein of 685 amino acids.